UUAGCUUUGCUGGCUUAAUCACAGGUCCCCUCUUUGGAUAUUGGUCAGAUCGUACCCAUCGAACCAAGGGUACCAUCCUCUUUGCCAACUUGUUUCAGAUAGCAGGUACAGAUACAGACACUCUCCUUUCUGGCCAGGCAUCUAAUCACAGAACCAUAGAACUGUAGAGUUGCAAGGAUCAUCUAGUCCACCCUUCUGCAAUGUGCAGGAAAACCAGCGAAACCAUCCUUGAGAGGUGGCUGUCCAUCUCUUCUUGGAGGCCCCCAGAAGUGGAAAACCCACAGUCUCCAUAGGUAGAUCGUCCCACUGUUGUACAGAUCUUACCUUCAGGAAAGUUAUUCCAAUAGUGAGACAGUCACUCCUUCCAGGUUCAGGAGUCUUGGCAUCAUCUUCCCUAUAACCCAUUUUUUCCCCCGAUCACAGCGAGGGAGCUGUUCUGCUGCGCACAAAUCCUCACCCAGCACCAUGCUGUCCAUGAAUGAUUUAGCACUGGGUGCCCACAAACCUAUGUGGUGCCUUGGGCAGCCCCCUUCCAGCGGGGCUCUGGUCCUGUGACAUAUGGCUGUCUGAGCUCCACCAAGCCUCCUUGGUUCUAGUCUUUCUUAUCAUUAUCCUUGGUUUCAGGCAACUUCAUGUACUUUGUUGGUGGCUCCAAAUGGAUGCUUCUCAGCAGCCGACUAGUAGCAGGUGUGGGAACUGGAGCAGGUGCCUCCAUCUUUGGCUACCUCACCCGCUCUACCACUUCACAGGAGAGGUCCAUGGUCUUUGCAGCUGUCAUGGCGUGCCGCCAGGUUGGGCUGCUUAUUGGGCCAGCCUGUAACCUUUUCCUGCGCCUCUGCAACUUCCAUCUGGGACCCUUUGUGGUCAACAAGUUUACAUCCCCUGGGCUCUUCAUGUGCCUGGUGUGGAUUCUACUUCAAAUUAUGGUGAUGGUGAUGUACUAUGACAUACAGCCACCAACUCACACUGCAAGGACUGUACCAACGGUGCCACGAGAUGUCUUGGAAGAGGAGGAGAAGCCACUUAUGUGGCAUGAGGUUGGCCAAGAAGAGGCCACAGAAGGUAGCUGCUAUGGCAGCACCCCUGUGGAACCCCAACCAUCUUCCCUCGGCGAUGAAUGCCGAUAUGUGCCCAAUGGACACUUGGCAGAUGAAGAAUCAACUGAAGAAGAGAAGAACCCCUUCCAUCACUUUAGCUCCGUGAGAGAAUACUUGAGGGAGGAAGUGGUGGUCCUCCUCACCGCCCAGUUCAUUACUCUCUUCAAUCAAACGGCACUGGAGACCAUGGUGACUCCAAUUACGCAGAGGUAUUUGAACUUUGGAGAACUGGAGAACAGCAUCAUGUAUUUCCUGUGCGGUGUGGAGGUCAUCGGAGGCUUCUUCCUGGUGCGCUUCCUCAGUGUCCGGCUACCAGAUCGGGUCAUCUUGCUCCUUGGUCUGGUCAUCUGUAACGUAGCCUGUGUCUGGAGCCUGCUGUUCCUGGCACACCCCCAGGGUACCUUUGCUGUCCUCCUCACGGAGCUGGUAGUAGGAGUCUUCUUACAGGUCCUGGGUCUGCCCUUCGUUGCGGUUUCCCAGGUGUCGCUCUUUUCUAAGGUCACAGCCGAGAGGACGCAAGGGUUCAGUCAGGGGCUCCGUCGCUCUGUUGGGGGAAUUGCCACCAUCCUUGGGCCUUUGUGGGCUGGAGGGUUGACGGAUAAUCUGUACAUCAUGCUCGGUGUGAUGAUGGGCCUCCUGAGUCUAUUGAUGGUUAUGGUGGGCCUGUCCUAUACAUACCUGGUAGAGACCCCGCAUGAACACCUUUCACCAGUAACAUCUCAGGGGGAAUCCAACUCAUGAGGAGCUGUUGAGGUGCCCUUGGAGGCGUGGAGAAGCUCAUGCCAACCAGGUGAAAGAGCUGCCAGCGCCUGGCCAUCUCGGGGGACCAACUUUGGCCUUUCAAACUCCAGGCUCCAAGAACAUCAGGAGAAGCUGGCGACAGCAUUGUCCACCUUAGAGAUGGAGGUGUUGUAUGGAAUUUGUGCUGGUCUCUUCCUUCCACCAGGAUUUU
Candoia aspera is the source of this 2049-nucleotide messenger RNA. RefSeq names its product major facilitator superfamily domain-containing protein 8-like. Gene Ontology annotation, biological process: transmembrane transport. Lineage: Eukaryota; Metazoa; Chordata; Lepidosauria; Squamata; Candoiidae. The transcript is spliced from 11 exons. Gene Ontology annotation, molecular function: transmembrane transporter activity. The record is from RefSeq and is a predicted model, not a curated record. Bases 633 to 1838 code for a protein of 401 amino acids.